AUGGCAGCUCUACAGGGGAAACUUCAGGCUAACAGGCAAAUAGUGGUCCUUCUUCUCUUUCUGUGCGCGUCUGAGAGUGACGCGGGCACAGUACGGUAUUCGGUGGCUGAAGAGAUGGAGAGCGGUUCCUUUGUGGCCAACGUAGCCAAGGACCUGGGGCUGGAGAUCGGAGAGCUGUUGGCCAGAGGGGCGCGGCUAGUUUCAGAUGACAGCAAGCAGCAUUUUCGACUCCACCGUAAGACUGGAGAUCUGUUUGUGAAAGAGAAGUUGGACCGGGAGGAGCUGUGCGGGAAAGCGGACCCGUGCGUGCUGCGCUUUGAAAUCGUCCUGGAGGAGCCGCUGCAGUCCUUCCGAGCCGAGGUAAGGGUUUUUGAUAUUAAUGACAAUGCCCCAGUGUUCCCAAACCACGGGACACUUUUAAAGAUCCCUGAAAGCACUCCUUUGGGCUCUCGGUUUCCUUUGCAGAGCGCGCAGGAUUUGGACGUGGGGCUCAAUGGCCUUCAGAAUUACUCUCUGAGCGCCAACGCCUAUUUUCAUUUGCAUACUCGUUUCCGCAGCCACGGCCCUAAGUAUGCGGAACUCGUACUUAUUAAACCCCUAGAUCGAGAGGAGCAGCCCCAUGUCAACUUAACCCUCACGGCAGUGGACGGCGGCUCCCCGGCUAAAUCUGGAACAGCUCAGAUCCUCGUCGUGGUUCUUGAUGUCAAUGACAACGUACCUCAGUUUUCUCGGUUGGUGUACCGCGCCCAGAUCUUGGAGAAUAGUCCCAAUGGUUCUUUAGUAAUCUCAGUGUCCGCUACAGACGUAGACGAGGGCACUAACCGGGAAAUAGCAUAUUCUUUGGCUCAAAACCCAGAAGGAAUUCUCCAGACUUUCCAUAUCAACUCUGAAAAUGGAGAAAUCCGACUCCUAGGGCCAGUGGAUUUUGAAGCUGUUGAGAAUUAUGAUAUUGACGUUCAAGCCCUUGAUGGUGGGGGGCUGUCUGCUCACAGCAAAGUCCUGGUGGAAGUGGUGGAUGUGAACGACAAUGCCCCGGAUGUACUGGUCACCUCCAUUUCAAGCCCGAUCCCAGAGGACUCUCCACUCAAUACUGUCGUGGCCCUUUUUGGUGUGCGAGACCGUGAUGUUCGAGUAGGAGGGAAAAUCACCUGCUUCCUUCAAGGCGAUUUCCCGUUUGCCAUCAAACCGACAUUCAGAAAUUCCUACUCCCUGGUCACUGGAGGGGCCCUUGAUCGCGAGAAAGUGCCAGGAUAUAACCUGACCAUUGUAGCAAUGGAUACAGGGACUCCUAAGCUGUCCACAGAGACGAUCAUCGAAGUGCUGAUAUCCGAUAUUAAUGAUAAUCCCCCUGUGUUUAAGGAGGCGUCUUAUACCAUGACUGUCAGAGAGAACAACAGCCCCGCAAUUUUUAUUGGCCAAGUCCUCGCUGACGACCUAGAUUCCGAGGAGAAUGCCAAGAUUGCUUAUUCACUGCUUCCUCCCGAAAGUGGCGAUCUCUCUGUCUUCUCCUAUAUCUCUAUUAAUUCGAACAAUGGGAAGCUCUAUGCUUUGAGAUCCAUGGACUACGAAGCUAUCCAGGCCUUUCAAUUCAUAGUGAAGGCUGUAAAUGGUGGGCCCCUGCCUCUGAGCAGCCAAAUCACCGUCCGAGUAGUUGUCUUGGAUGUCAACGACAACCUCCCAAUGAUCUUGUACCCGCUGCAAAAUAGCACUUCGCCUUGCAAUGACCUAGUGCCCAGGGCAGCAGAGGUGGGUUACUUGGUGACCAAGGUGGUCGCUGUUGAUGGGGACUCUGGUCAGAAUUCCUGGCUUUCUUAUGAGCUGCUCAAAGCCACAGACCUUGGGCUGUUUUCCGUGGGACGGCAAAAUGGAGAAAUUAGAACCUUGCGACUGAUAUCGGAGAGAGACCACAUGAAGCAAAAAAUGGUCAUUGUGGUUCGGGAUCACGGCCAGCCUACCCUUUCUACCACCGCCACAUUGAACAUUCUGCUGGUGGAUGGCUUCUCUGAUCCUUAUGUACAGCUUCGGGAUCAGUCCAAGCGGGAGAGGAAGACAAACCCCUCCACUAAAUACCUGGUCAUUUCCUUGGCUGUGCUUUCCUGUCUCUUUCUGUUUUCAGUAACUGUAAUCUUUCUCAUUCACAUAUAUCAGAAGAUCAAAUAUCGAGAAAAACGGUUUACUACCUCUGAGCACUUCUACUAUGACUGCAGUUUCCCUGGUCAUUUGAUAGAUGGACAGGGUGCAGAGACUCUGGAUCGGGUCUGUCCUUAUGAAGUGGGCUCGGCUACUGGCACUAAUAAUAGUGAAUUCCGGUUUCUCAAACGAUUCAUGCCCAACUUCCCAGUUCCUUCCGGUGUGGUAGAAAGAAAUAAGGGAGAAAGUGAAUCCCAUUUACCCUCCAACUUGGAUCUGGACAACCCAAGGAGGUCAGAGGGCUGUCCCAGAAUGUCUGAUGAAUACAUGUAA
Molecule: messenger RNA, 2463 nt
Organism: Vombatus ursinus (common wombat)
Lineage: Eukaryota; Metazoa; Chordata; Mammalia; Diprotodontia; Vombatidae
Gene: PCDHB1
Product: protocadherin beta 1
Exons: 1
Coding region: 1-2463 (820 amino acids)
Biological process (GO): homophilic cell-cell adhesion
Cellular component (GO): plasma membrane
Molecular function (GO): calcium ion binding
Source: RefSeq, a predicted model, not a curated record